Molecule: messenger RNA, 3933 nt
Organism: Purpureocillium lilacinum
Lineage: Eukaryota; Fungi; Ascomycota; Sordariomycetes; Hypocreales; Ophiocordycipitaceae
Biological process (GO): tRNA wobble base 5-methoxycarbonylmethyl-2-thiouridinylation
Cellular component (GO): elongator holoenzyme complex; cytosol
Molecular function (GO): tRNA binding; protein binding
Source: RefSeq, a predicted model, not a curated record
AUGCGCAAUCUUCGCAAUGUCCGCCUCGGCCGCUGGAGCCAUGCCGACAUCACCUCGACCUGUUGGGACCCGGAGAAGGAUGAGGUGCUCUGCACCGUCGGGCCGUCGACACAUAGCUCUGCCAUCGAGCUGGUGAGGGUAUCGGAGAAGGAUCUCACCACCUCGCACAAGACUGUCGCCAGCUGGGAUGCCCCCAGUCCGCAUCCUGACCUGCCCGUGGACACCGUCGUCAGCAGUCAGUACCUGAGCGGUUCAGGGAUGACAUGUCUUGUUCUGGAGGGCGGAGACAUUGUCACGGUCCAAGAGGACCAGUUCGCCGACGAUGGCGCUCACAUCGAGAUCAUGGGCUCCAUCGACGCCGGCAUCGCCGCCGCACGCUGGUCCCCCGACGAGGAGCUCUUGGCUGUCGUCACCAAGGACAACAACCUCAUCUUCAUGGGCAGCACCUUUGACCCCGUUAUCGAGGUGCCCAUGACCUCUGAGGACCUCAAGGCGUCCAAGCACGUAUCCGUGGGAUGGGGAAAGAAGGAGACGCAGUUCCAGGGCAGAGGCGCAAAGGCCCUUCGCGAUCCUACCAUUCCCGAAAAGGUCGAUGAUGGCCUGCCGAGCAGCCACGAGGACGGCUCGACGACCAUCAGCUGGCGCGGCGACGGCGCCUUUGUUGCCAUCAACUCGGUCCAGGAGGGCAGUCGGCGCGUCAUCCGUGUCUACUCCCGCGAGGGCGAGCUUGACAGCGCGAGCGAACCGGUUGAUGGGCUCGAGGGGACUCUGAGCUGGAGACCCGCAGGCAAUCUCAUGGCGGGUAUCCAGCGACUUUCUGACAGAGUCGACGUCGUCUUCUUUGAGAGAAACGGCUUGCGCCAUGGACAGUUUACGCUUCGCUCGCCCCAAGGCUCCGUCGUUGAUCACUCCAAGAUCCGUCUUCAAUGGAACUCGGACUCUACGGUCCUGGCCAUCGCCUUGGAUGGCAUGGUCCAGUUCUGGACCAUGGGCAACUACCACUGGUACCUCAAGCAAGAGACGCCCUUGGCUUCGGGGUGCCCUCAGCUUUCAUGGCAUCCUGAGAAAGCCCUGCGUUUCGCGGCUGCCACCUCCACGCAUGCCGUCCUCACCGAGUAUAUCUUCCACACUGCGCGUGGGUCAUGUCUGCCUCCUUACGACAACGGCGUCGUUGCCGUCAUCGAUGGCAAAACCGUCAAGCUGACACCAUUCCGGACGGCAAACGUGCCGCCACCCAUGUCUCUUUUCGACGUCGCUUGCGAAUCUGCUGUGGUCGAUGUCGCGUUUGGUCACCAAAAUACCUCCUUUGCGAUCCUGCACCGCCAGGGCGUCGACAUCUUCGACAUGCCCAUGAAGAAUGGACGGUCCAUCAAACCCCAGCUCAGAACACGGGCGCCUUUGGCAGGCCCUAGUGUUCUACCGCUGAGGAUAUCCUGCAUCUCCAAGGACGAGUUCCGCGCUUCGUUCUCCGACGGCAACGGUAUCGUGCAGGCCAAGGUUGACGGCCAGAGCGGCAAAUUCGGUGACGCUGUGGACGACAAGCAACGCUUGGUGUCUACGUCCACAUUCGAGGACGAGGAGUCUAUUGAGGGAUAUGGUCAAGACCUGUCCGGAAAUCUCUACAGUCUGUCUGGCUCCAACUCCGAUCUCUUGCCCGUCAGAUUCGCGAUCCAUCUGCCGUGGUUCGAAAUGAGCAAGCCCGAGGGCAUCAUUACUGCCUUUGGUCUUUCGCGGAGCGGCCACAUCUAUGCCAACUCCCGGCUCCUCGCAAAGAACUGCACCUCCUUUAUCGUCACGCCUAGCCAUCUCAUCUUCACAACCAGCAACCACUUUGUCAAAUACGUCCAUCUAUCACCUGACGUUGAGGCGCUUCAAGUCCCGGCAGAUGACCCCGAAAGGGACGAGAGGUGCCGCAGCGUUGAGCGGGGGUCUCGUCUUGUGACGGCCAUCCCCACCAACAUGAGCAUCGUGCUUCAGAUGCCGAGAGGCAAUGUUGAGACCAUUUUCCCGCGCGCCAUGGUCGUCGCUGGCAUACGCAGCCUCAUCGAGGACAAGAACUACGCGAGGGCGUUCUCCUACUGCCGCACUCAGCGUGUCGAUAUGAACAUUCUGUACGACCAUCAGCCAACGCAGUUCCUGGCCAGUGUUGGCCUCUUCCUGGACCAGCUCAAGGACGUGACGUACAUUGAUCUCUUCCUCUCAUCUCUCCGAGAGGACGACGUCACGCAGACCAUGUACCAGGACACCAAGCGAGCGCGGGCUGGACCCCUUGGUGGCGUCUCGGAGGUCGACCCCUCCACAGACAUUGCGAAGCCGUCUGGCUCGAAAGUAAACACUGUUUGCGACGCUCUGCUCAAGGGUCUCCUUCCUCGCAAGUCGACCAACCUCCAAAACGUCAUCACCGCCCACGUAUGCAAAGCGCCGCCUGCACUGGACGACGGCCUCGCCCUCGUGGCCGAACUGAUGCGGGAAGACGCAAAGGUGGCCGAAAAGGCCGUCGAGCACAUUUGCUUCCUCGUCGACGUCAACCGCGUGUACGAGCACGCUCUUGGCCUCUACAACCUCGAACUCGCGCUUCUGGUCGCCCAGCAGUCGCAGCGCGACCCCCGAGAAUACCUCCCCUUCAUCCAGAACCUCCACGCCCUCCCCGAUCUCCGACGCAAGUUUGAGAUUGACGACCACCUCGCGCGGCGGACCAAGGCGCUCCUGCAUCUCCAGGCUUUGGACGCCUUCGACGAGCUGUGCAGCUACACCACGAAGCACGCGCUGUACCAGGAAGCCCUGAAGCUCUACCGGUACGACCAGCCGCGCCUAAACGCGCUCACGGAGCUGUACGCCGCGCACCUCGAGUCCACGUCCGCCUUUCGCGAGGCCGGCCUGGCGUACGAGUCGCUGCAAAACUACGUCAAGGCGACCAACUGCUACCGCGCCUCGGGCGCCACGUGCUGGCAGGAAUGCCUCUACACGGCGCAGCAGCAGACGCCGCCCCUGUCCGCCGACGCCAUGGCCGACCUGGCGACGAGCCUUGCCGACGCGCUCUGGGAGGCCAAGGACUACCGCGCCGCGGCCACCAUCCACGUGGACCACCUGUCGUCGCUCGAGACGGCGGUCAAGUGCCUCUGCAAGGGGUACCACUUCGCCGAGGCGAUGCGGCUCGUGGCGCUCAGGUCCCGCCCGGACCUGCUCGAGACGGCCGUCGACGUGGGGCUCGCCGAGGCGCUCGGCAGCACGACCGAGUUCCUCGCCGACUGCAAGGGCCAGCUGCUGGCGCAGGUGCCGCGCAUCGCCGAGCUGCGCCGCAAGGCGGCCGAGGACCCGCUGGCGUUUUACGAGGGCGAGCGCGCCGGCGGCGCAGACAUCCCCGACGACGUGUCCGUGGCGGCGAGCUCGCGCAUGAGCACCAGCGCCAGCCUCUUCACGCGCUACACGGGCAAGGCGGGCAGCGUGGGCACCGCCGGCACGGGCGUCAGCCGCGCCACGAGCAAGAACCGCCGCCGCGAGGAGAAGAAGCGCGCGCGCGGGCGCAAGGGCACCGUCUACGAGGAGGAGUACCUCGUCAACAGCGUGCGCCGCCUCGUCGAGCGCGUCGCCGCCACGGCCGCAGAGGUCGAGCGCCUCGUCUUUGCGCUCGUGCGCCGGGGCAUGGCCGAGCGGGCCCGCGCCGCCGAGGCCCUCAUGGCCGACGUGGUGGAGGCGUGCGAGCGUGCCGUCGCCGAGGUGUUUGCCCCGGCGGCGGCGGCGGCGAACGGCGGUGGCGACGGGGGCGAUGCGGGCGGGGGAGCUGCAGCGGAUGGGGCCGCGGCCGGCGAGGACGCUCCCGCGUGGAGGGCGACGGGCGGCGACGCCGUGCUGCAGGACUGGAUGGCUGGCCGGAGCAAGAGGCUAGAGCCGCCGGUGCUGCCCGCCAUGAAGAAGCUGGCCCUCCUCGGGUGA